This is a messenger RNA of Panicum virgatum (switchgrass), 1787 nucleotides long. RefSeq names its product alcohol dehydrogenase 1-like. Gene Ontology annotation, biological process: formaldehyde catabolic process. The record is from RefSeq and is a predicted model, not a curated record. Gene Ontology annotation, cellular component: cytosol. The transcript is spliced from 9 exons. Bases 307 to 1530 code for a protein of 407 amino acids. Lineage: Eukaryota; Viridiplantae; Streptophyta; Magnoliopsida; Poales; Poaceae. Gene Ontology annotation, molecular function: zinc ion binding; S-(hydroxymethyl)glutathione dehydrogenase [NAD(P)+] activity.
UUCCAGGUGGAGGCCGGAGCCCCGGUUUCGGCCGCCACGCCGCGCCCGUCCGUGGUUUGCUGCCCACGAAGGUGGACGACGCGCGGGGGAGGUGGCGAAACCGCACCCUCCGUCCCCUCCUCCUUCCCCUCCCCCACGCUUGCCGCCGGGCCGGAGCUAUAUAUAGGCGGGGCAAUCCCUCUCCGGCUCCUCACGGAUUCGAUUCGCUUCGGCUUCGAUUGGGCUUUUGUGUCCUGAUUUGAUCGGUGCCGCGCUUGGAGCUGCUUGGUUUGGUAUUCCGCUCGGGGAUUUCUGGGGAACGAGACAAUGGAGACCGCCGGGAAGGUGAUCAAGUGCAAAGCCGCGGUGGCAUGGGAGGCCGGGAAGCCGCUGUCGAUCGAGGAGGUGGAGGUAGCGCCGCCGCAGGCCAUGGAGGUGCGCGUCAAGAUCCUCUACACCUCGCUCUGCCACACAGACGUCUACUUCUGGGAGGCCAAGGGGCAGACUCCCGUGUUCCCUCGGAUCUUCGGUCAUGAGGCUGGAGGUAUCAUAGAGAGUGUUGGAGAGGGUGUGACUGACGUGGCCCCUGGUGACCAUGUCCUUCCUGUGUUCACUGGGGAGUGCAAGGAGUGUCCCCACUGCAAGUCGGCAGAGAGCAACAUGUGUGAUCUGCUCAGGAUCAACACUGACAGGGGUGUGAUGAUUGGUGAUGGCAAGUCGCGGUUUUCAAUCAAUGGGAAGCCUAUCUACCACUUUGUUGGGACUUCCACCUUCAGCGAGUACACUGUCAUGCAUGUUGGUUGUGUUGCAAAGAUCAACCCUGAGGCUCCCCUUGAUAAAGUUUGUAUUCUUAGCUGCGGUAUUUCUACUGGUCUUGGUGCAACAAUUAAUGUUGCAAAACCGCCAAAGGGCUCAACAGUUGCUAUUUUCGGUCUAGGAGCUGUUGGUCUUGCUGCUGCAGAAGGUGCAAGGAUUGCUGGAGCGUCGAGGAUCAUUGGUGUUGAUCUGAACCCCAGCAGAUUCGAAGAAGGUCAGAAUCCCUUUGAUCAGAGUAUGUCAUUUUAUUUUCUUGUUUUGGUACGCCGAAUGACUCAUCUCUGUCUCCAUUUUUCAGCUAGGAAGUUUGGUUGCACUGAAUUUGUGAACCCAAAAGACCACAACAAGCCAGUGCAGCAGGUACUUGCUGAGAUGACCAAUGGAGGUGUUGACCGCAGCGUGGAAUGCACUGGCAACAUCAACGCUAUGAUCCAAGCUUUUGAGUGUGUUCAUGAUGGUUGGGGAGUGGCUGUGCUGGUCGGUGUGCCACACAAGGAUGCUGAAUUCAAGACUCACCCAAUGAACUUCCUAAACGAGAGGACCCUGAAGGGAACCUUCUUCGGCAACUACAAGCCACGCACUGACCUGCCCAAUGUGGUUGAGCUGUACAUGAAGAAGGAGCUGGAGGUGGAGAAAUUCAUCACGCACAGCGUCCCGUUCGCGGAGAUCAACAAGGCCUUUGACCUGAUGGCUAAGGGGGAGGGCAUCCGCUGCAUCAUCCGCAUGGAGAACUAGAUUCUGUCGGCCUGGUGGGUGGGUUUGUCUGAAUCGGGAUGUGUUAAUAAAGGUAGCAGUGCUUGGUGAGCCUGCCCUGUCGAUGGGGGAGGCAGGAUGCACGGUGGUCGCGAGCCAUGCUUCUGUGUCACGUCCAGUUUGGCCCUGUCAAUCAGUAGGGUGUAGCUUCCAGCGUCUGUAAUUAUCUAUCCGCAUGAGUCUUUCCAACUGUCUUCGGCUUAAUAUAUGGUAUGGUAUCACUAUGAGUUUCAGUGGAC